This is a messenger RNA of Gastrolobium bilobum, 1110 nucleotides long. Its product is annotated as protein FEZ. The record is from RefSeq and is a predicted model, not a curated record. Bases 1 to 1110 code for a protein of 369 amino acids. Lineage: Eukaryota; Viridiplantae; Streptophyta; Magnoliopsida; Fabales; Fabaceae. Gene Ontology annotation, molecular function: DNA binding. The transcript is spliced from 3 exons. Gene Ontology annotation, biological process: regulation of DNA-templated transcription.
AUGGAUGAGAGAAAUGACAUGGAUAAGAUGGAUGAUGUGAUAAUGCCUGGUUUUCGGUUUCACCCUACAGAUGAGGAGCUUGUUGAUUUUUACCUCAAGAGAAAAAUUCAGCAGAAACCACUUGCUAUUGAGUUGAUAAAGCAAGUUGAUAUUUAUAAAUAUGAUCCAUGGGACCUUCCAAAGCUGGUGAGUACUGGAGAGAAAGAGUGGUAUUUCUACUGUCCAAGGGACAGAAAAUACAGAAACAGUGCACGCCCAAAUCGAGUAACAAGAGCUGGGUUUUGGAAGGCCACUGGAACUGACAGGCCUAUAUACUCCUCAGAAGGAAAAUGCAUUGGUUUGAAGAAGUCCCUUGUGUUCUACAGAGGCAGAGCAGCCAAAGGAAUGAAAACUGAUUGGAUGAUGCAUGAGUUUAGGCUACCUUGUAUACCAGACACUUCUCCCAAAAAACUCUCAGACAAAAGCCUCCCAGCAAGAGAUUCAUGGGCAAUCUGUAGGAUAUUCAAGAAAACAAGUUCAAUGUCCAUGGCACAGAAGGCCUUAUCUUACCCUUGGAUCUCUCAGUUACCAGGAAGCAUGGUAUCUGAUAUGCUCACACAGAAUAUCUCUUGCACAAAAGAAGCAGGCUCAUCAGCAAUUCAAUUUUGUGGUAACAAUAAGGAGUUACACCAAGUCUCUAAUGCCAACACCAACUUCUUAGCUUCAGAUAUUCCAUCUUAUAAACCUAUCAAUAGCAGCACAGUUUCCAAGUCCUCACAAAUUCCUGUAUCAGAUGGAGACCUUGCUGACAACUUUAUCUUCUACACCCUUGAAGCAACAGGGCCCACCAAGUGCACAGUUGAUGCUAGUUCCAUGCUUUCCAACCCUGACUAUAUAGGUUUUGAAGAGCCAAACCAGGAGUACAGUGGCUUCUCAAUUAGUCUACCUCAGGAUAUGCAAGCAAACAUGGGCAUAGAGAUAGGUGAAGAAGAACAAGGAUGGAGGAAGAACCAAAAUCAAGUGCAGUUUAACCAGUGGGACACAACUGGGAGAACUAUUGAUUUUCCAUUCAGCUUGCCUCCAAAUGAUGCAGGCUACUGUAGCAGGGGAUUCACCCCCUUGCCCCAGUGA